AUGGAUCCACAUCAGCAACAACAACAACAGCAGCAAUAUCCAAUGUAUCCGCAACCAAAUCAACCAACUUCAAGUUCAGUUCCUGGAACAUCAACACCGCCACAAGAAGUUGACCGAUUCACUCUUUUGGAAAGAAAAUUGGAACAAUUUCAGGUUGGCUACAACAAUAAUUUUCAAAUGUUUUUGUUAUCGUCGAAUUACAAAGUUCGAACAAUUCAAAAUUAUUGAAAUUGAAAACUUUUUCGAAUUCAUGUUCAAAAAAUAAAACAUCUAAUUUUCAAGGAAACUGCGAGACAUAUCGGUGUAAUUGCAAGUGAUUUCAAUCAAAGAAGUCAAGAUACUCUGAAUGGAAAAAUAUAUGCAUUGAUUCACGGAUUACAGGUAAUAUUAUUUUGAUUCAUCUAAAUUACUCCAAAAUCUAUAUAAAAAAAUUUCCAGGACCUUGAUCGCGUCAAAAAUGGCUUUGCUGACACCAAAAUUCCUCUCGAAAUUCUCUCAUUUUUAGAUGAGGGAAAAAAUCCACAAUUGUAUUCGAAAGAAGUACUUGAAAGAACUUUGCAGAAAAACAAAGAAGUUAAUGGGAAAAUUGAGAUUUAUAAAAAGUUUCGAGCUCAUUUAUUGAAAGAAUUUGGAGAAGAAAUGCCGGAUUUGGUUCUGAAAUAUCGAAAUAUGAGAGAUGAUUCGGAUAUUGUGUAA
Molecule: messenger RNA, 696 nt
Organism: Caenorhabditis angaria
Lineage: Eukaryota; Metazoa; Nematoda; Chromadorea; Rhabditida; Rhabditidae
Source: the annotation of a GenBank genome assembly